AUGUUGAACGGAGGCAAUACAAAUUUAUUUGAUGUCAAGUAUAAAGUCUUACUACUUGGUGAUACACUUGUAGGAAAAACAUCAUUACAACGUUUUAUUGCUGGAAAAGAUUUUCGAACUGAUAUUGGCGCUACAAUUGGUGUUGAUUUUGUUAAUAAAAUUAUUCCUGUAGAACAAUCAAAGAUUAAUUUACAGAUAUGGGAUACAGCUGGUCAAAGAAAUUUUCGAACAAUCGGUCGAGGUUAUUAUGCAUCAACAAAAGCAUUUGUUCUUGUUUAUGACGUUACAAAUAUGGAAACAUUUCGUUUAAUUGAAUGUUUCAGUCAAUUAAUUGAACAAGUUGGAUUAGAUAUUGAACGUCGAUAUUUAGUAGCAAAUAAAAUUGAUUUAAUUGAAGAUCGACAAGUUGAUGAAGAUUUAGGUCAACGAUUUGCUCUACGAAAUAGUAUGACAUAUUUUGAAACAAGUUGUAAAACAGGUGAAAAUAUUCAAGAAUUUUUUGAACAAAUUGCAUCUGAUCUUGUUCGUCAAUAUAAUCCAAAAUUACUUGAAUCUCAUUUACCUGUACUAAAUAGCUUUGCAUUUAAUUAUUAUGUUCCUCCAACAAUUGAUCAUAAAUUAAGUGAAAAAUUACGUAAUGCAAAUAAUCAAUCAAUAAAUCAGACGAAAAAGAAAAAGAAAUUUAAACGUAUAGAAUUAUUUUCAAUCAAUGACAAUCAACGCUUUCAUUUUCGUCGUUUUAUUAUUUGUUGUAAUCCAAGAAAGACAACUGAAACAGACGCUUAA
Messenger RNA from Adineta steineri, 786 nucleotides. NCBI's taxonomy places the organism in Eukaryota, Metazoa, Rotifera, Eurotatoria, Adinetida, Adinetidae. The record is from the annotation of a GenBank genome assembly.